This is a messenger RNA of Suillus subalutaceus, 225 nucleotides long. RefSeq lists its product as uncharacterized. The transcript has a single exon. NCBI's taxonomy places the organism in Eukaryota, Fungi, Basidiomycota, Agaricomycetes, Boletales, Suillaceae. The record is from RefSeq and is a predicted model, not a curated record. The annotation marks the transcript as partial.
AUAUCAGAGACUCUCCAGUACUGGGCAACGGUGUUUAACAGCCUCACCGUCAUAUGCAAUCGGGAAACCCCGAAUCAUCGAGACCCCUCAUCGAUUUCCAAAUGCUUCGAUAUUCUCACUAGCGUGGGGAAUUAUUCUAAUGCUUGGAUGAGUAUGCCAAGCCUGCAGCUGGAGUUAAGGUACGAUCCGGGGUGCAUGAUUGCAUUUUCGGGAAGGAUUGUCAGA